UGUUACUCUCUCUCUCCCUCUCCCUCUCUUUCUGUUUCUCAUUGUGGUUGGUUCAUGUCAAUGGCAGACAUUUCAUUUGGUUUAGGAUUACUCUGACAUGUUGACAGACCAGGAUUCAGUUUCAGGGGAUGUGAGAUCUUUCAUUAACUGCUGUUCUUUUGACAAGAAGAGUUGACAAUAAUUCAACACAGCACCAUGAGUGAGUCAGUAGAAUCCACAUCAUCAUCAUCAACAUCACACCCUGUGGACAACGACCAGUCAGCCUCCUGCCCUGCUGCCACAGCCCCUCGCAAAACAGUCCGGCUCCAGGAGAGACGGGGAUCCAAUGUGUCCCUGGUGCUGGGCGUGAGCAGUCUCAGUCUGGAAGCAGUGGAGACCCUAUGCUCCAUCUCCACUCCCAGAGAGACCAUCCUCCACCUGCUGAGGACCUCCACACGCCCUCUGACCCCCUCUCAGCUGCAGGAGGCGUCUGAAGAGACCAGCAGGCUGAACUCAGAGUACCAGAAAAUUCCUCCAAACUUUGUGAACCCUUCAGAGCUGGAUAUUCCAGGACGAGCUUUAAAGGACAGAUACAAGACCAUACUGCCAAAUCCUGAGACCCGUGUGUGUCUGAGGAACCCCGCAGCAGAGGAGGCGGGUGAUACUGGGAGAUACAUCAACGCUAACUACAUAAAGGGUUACAACGGUGCACCUAGCGCCUACAUCGCCACCCAGGGCCCCAUGCUCAACACCGUGCACGACUUCUGGGAGAUGGUGUGGCAGGAGAGAUCCACCACCAUUGUCAUGAUCACCAAGCUGAAGGAGAAGAAGGAGAAGUGUGAGCUUUACUGGCCAGAGAAGGAGGGCAGCUAUGGCAGUUUUGAGCUCAGAGUGGCCAUUGUGAAAGAAUGUGAUGGCUACACAAUUCGAGACAUAAUUAUUCAGGUGGGCUCAGAGAGCAGGCAGGUGAGGCACUACUGGUACUCCACAUGGCCAGACCACCAGACUCCAGACUGUACUGGACCUCUGCUCAGACUGGUGGCGGACGUGGAGGAAGACAAGCAGUCCCACCCCGGCCUAGGAACCACCAUCGUCCAUUGCAGUGCAGGGAUUGGUAGAACAGGUUGUUUCAUCGCCAGCAGCAUUGGAUGCCUGCAGCUAAAACACACCAGUAAGGCUGACGUGCUUGGAAUCGUCUGCAAGCUACGCCUCGACAGGGGUGGUAUGAUACAGACCAGUGAGCAGUACCAGUUCCUGUACCUUACCCUGGCCCAGUACAGCCGACAGCUGGUGAACACAGACUGUGGCUCAGAGAGCCCAGUCCCUGUUCCUGUCCAGACUGGCAGUACUACAGGAGAAACGUGGUGACAGUGAAAGCCCAGCUGAAGCUCUGUCUUUCUGUAUGGGAGGACAAGAUUCUGGAACUCUGUCUUUCUGUAUGGGAGAACAAGAUUCUGGAACUCUGUCUUUCAGUAUGGGAGAACAAGAUUCUGGAACUCUGUCUUUCUGUAUGGGAGAACAAGAUUCUGGAACUCUAUCUUUCUAUAUGGGAGAACAAGAUUCUGGAACUCUGUCUUUCUGUAUGGGAGAACAAGCUUCUGGAACUCUAUCUUUCUGUAUGGGAGAACAAGAUUCUGGAACUCUGUCUUUCUGUAUGGGAGAACAAGCUUCUGGAACUCUGUCUUUCUGUAAUGGGAGAACAAGAUUCUGGAACUCUGUCUUUCUGUAUGGGAGAACAAGCUUCUGGAACUCUGUCUUUCUGUAAUGGGAGAACAAGAUUCUGGAACUCUGUCUUUCUGUAUGGGAGAACAUGAUUCUGGAACUCUGUCUUUCUGUAUGGGAGAACAAGAUUCUGGAACUCUGUCUUUCUGUAUGGGAGAACAAGAUUCUGGAACUCUGUCUUUCUGUAUGGGAGAACAAGCUUCUGGAACUCUGUCUUUCUGUAUGGGAGAACAAGAUUCUGGAACUCUGUCUUUCUGUAUGGGAGAACAAGAUUCUGGAACUUUGUCUUUCUGUAUGGGAGAACAAGAUUCUGGAUCUCUGUCUUUCUGUAUGGGAGAACAAGCUUCUGGAACUCUGUCUUUCUGUAUGGGAGAACAAGCUUCUGGAACUCUGUCUUUCUGUAUGGGAGAACAAGAUUCUGGAACUCUGUCUUUCUGUAUGGCAGAACAAGAUUCUGCAACUCUGUCUUUCUGUAUGGGAGAACAAGCUUCUGAAGCUCUGUCUUUCUGUAUGGGAGAACAAGCUUCUGGAACUCUGUCUUUCUGUAUGGGAGAACAAGCUUCUGGAACUCUGUCUUUCUGUAUGGGAGAACAACAUUCUGGAACUCUGUCUUUCUGUAUGGGAGAACAAGAUUCUGGAACUUUGUCUUUCUGUAUGGGAGAACAAGAUUCUGGAUCUCUGUCUUUCUGUAUGGGAGAACAAGCUUCUGGAACUCUGUCUUUCUGUAUGGGAGAACAAGAUUCUGGAACUCUGUCUUUCUGUAUGGCAGAACAAGAUUCUGCAACUCUGUCUUUCUGUAUGGGAGAACAAGCUUCUGAAGCUCUGUCUUUCUGUAUGGGAGAACAAGCUUCUGGAACUCUGUCUUUCUGUAUGGGAGAACAAGCUUCUGGAACUCUGUCUUUCUGUAUGGCAGAACAAGAUUCUGGAACUCUGUCUUUCUGUAUGGGAGAACAAGAUUCUGGAACUCUGCUCAUGUGCUGUCUGUGGCAAUCUCAUCCCCUUGACUGUGACAGUUAUUUCAGCAUUUUUAUGGGCACGUGGGACUGGUUUGAAUUGUAUUGAAAUUCAUGAAUACUCAUUUUGUCCAUAUUUGCUACCCUGAUAAUAAAUAUGUUAUGCCCUUGGCUUUAA
This is a messenger RNA of Oncorhynchus keta (chum salmon), 2832 nucleotides long. RefSeq names its product tyrosine-protein phosphatase non-receptor type 7-like. The coding region runs from base 196 to 1347 and encodes 383 amino acids. Lineage: Eukaryota; Metazoa; Chordata; Actinopteri; Salmoniformes; Salmonidae. Gene Ontology annotation, biological process: protein dephosphorylation. The transcript is spliced from 11 exons. Gene Ontology annotation, molecular function: protein tyrosine phosphatase activity. The record is from RefSeq and is a predicted model, not a curated record.